UUGAUUUGGUCCGGCGAAAAUAAGCAGAGACUUCAAAACGCCAUGAAUCAGACCGAGAAACGCCAUGAAUCAGACCAAGGAACGAUUGCUAUCGAAUCCAAAUCACAAUAAAUGGAGCCAUCAACCCGAUUGCUGUUGAAUCCAAAUCACAACAAUGGCGAUGUCAUCAACCUCGAUCCUCAAAUUCCCACUUUACAACUCCCUUAGAUUAACAAAUCUCAAACCUAAACUCCCCUCAUCCCUCAUCUUCAACCCCCAGAAACCAAAAUCACUUACCCUUAAAACCUACCAAAGAACACAGAUAAAAUCCCUCUUCACCGGAAUCGUGGAAGAACUGGGAAAAAUCAAGGAAUUAGGUUUCGACGAAUCAGGCGAAUCAUUCGACAUGGUAAUCCAUUCUCCAACCGUCCUCCAAGACGUUAACCUCGGCGACAGCAUAGCUGUGAACGGCACCUGUUUAACAGUCACAGAAUUCGAUUCCGAUCGGUUGGAAUUCAAAGCCGGUUUGGCUCCUGAAACGUUAAGAAAGACGUCGUUAAUCGAAUUGGUGAAAGGUUCGGUUGUUAAUUUGGAGAGAGCUGUGAAACCAUCGACACGAAUGGGUGGGCAUUUUGUGCAGGGGCAUGUUGAUGGAACAGGUGAGAUUGUUUCAAUGGAGGUUGAAGGAGAUUCGUUGUGGAUUAAGGUGAAAACUUCGCCGGAGAUAUUGAAAUUUAUAGUGCCGAAGGGGUUUAUUGCGGUGGAUGGGACUAGUUUGACGGUGGUGGAGGUGUUUGAUGAAGAUGGGUGUUUUAAUUUCAUGAUGGUGGCGUAUACACAGCAGAACGUUGUGAUUCCAUUGAAGAAAAUCGGGCAAAAGGUGAAUCUGGAGGUGGAUGUAUUGGGGAAAUAUGUAGAGAAGCUUCUUAGCAGUGGAUUUGUGGAGAGUAUUAAAUCAAGAUGAUGAUGAUGAUCAGGUCUUACACCUAGUGACAUAAUAAUUGGUGGCAUGUCAUUAAUUAAUAUAUUCUUCCUUUAUAAAUCACCGAUUUAGGGCUUCUUCAUGAACGAAUUACUUCUUCUUCUUUUCUCGGAUGGCUUAUUCUUCUACUAUGUAUGCCAAUUUAAUAUGGUUACAAUUAUGUCUUGAUGAAUAUUUAUAUCAAUUUGCAGUGGAGUGAAAUC
Lactuca sativa (garden lettuce) is the source of this 1164-nucleotide messenger RNA. RefSeq names its product riboflavin synthase. Gene Ontology annotation, biological process: riboflavin biosynthetic process. Gene Ontology annotation, molecular function: riboflavin synthase activity. NCBI's taxonomy places the organism in Eukaryota, Viridiplantae, Streptophyta, Magnoliopsida, Asterales, Asteraceae. The record is from RefSeq and is a predicted model, not a curated record.